AUGCUCCUCCAAUCAAGCAUCCUCCUCAUGUACGCCACAGCACUGGCCGCAGCAAUACCGCACAAACGACAAUCAGCACCAACAGGCUUCAACUGGGGCAACGAAAAGAUCCGCGGCGUGAAUCUAGGCGGCUGGCUCCUCCUCGAACCCUGGAUCACGCCCUCCAUCUUCCGCAAAUACCCCGCCUCCGCCGGCAUCGUAGACGAGUACACGCUCUGCAAAACCCUAGGGCGCGACAGGGCGCACGACGAAGUGCUCCGCCCGCACUGGGAAAGUUGGAUCACGCUCGCGGAUUUCGAAAAGAUUGCUCAGGCCGGGUUCAACGUUGUGCGCAUCCCCAUCGGCUUCUGGGCUUUUGAUAAUGCAGGCUCGCCGUAUGCGCGCGGCGCGGCGGCGUAUUUGGAUAAGGCGGUGGGAUGGGCAAGACGCACGGGGUUGAAGGUGGUGGUGGAUCUGCAUGGCGUGCAGGGAUCGCAGAAUGGGUUUGACAACAGUGGACAUCGGAUUCCGCGGCCUUUGUGGCAGACGGGCGAGCACGUUGGCAAGUCGUUGGAGACGCUGGAAAUCAUUCAGAGGAAGUAUGGCGCGGCGGAGUACGACGAUGUGAUUGCGGGCAUCGAACUCGUCAACGAACCCUUGAUCGCCGAGCUGGAUUUCGACAAAGUCAAGCAGUACGAACGACGGGGGUACAAACAGCAGCGAGAUGUGUCCGACUCGCGAGUCGUCGUCAUUCAGGAUGGAUUUGUCGAGCCGCGCGCUUACAACGGCUGGUUGACGCCGUCGGAUGACAACAGCCAGUAUGUCGCCAUCGAUCACCACGAUUACCAAGUCUUCACCGACCAGCUCGUCGCCAUGACGCCAGCGGAACACCGGGAAUACGUCUGCAGCAAUGCGUACACCUACUCCGGCGCGGACAAGUGGACGUUUGUAGUCGCGCUGAACGGCUGGGAGCGUGGGGCACGAUAUGAUGGCACGUUUCCUGGAUCGCCGUAUACGUGGAGUCAGGGGUUCAAAGAUGAUACGAGGUGGUACAUUGAGACGCAGAUGGACGUCUUCGAAGCCAAUACGCAAGGCUGGAUGUUCUGGACGUGGCGGACGGAGGAUUCGCCGGCGUGGGAUGCGCAGCACCUGAUUGAUGCUGGUGUCUUUCCGCAGCCACUGACUGCGAGGAGUGACUAG
Messenger RNA from Neohortaea acidophila, 1179 nucleotides. Its product is annotated as putative Exo-beta-1,3-glucanase. The transcript is spliced from 5 exons. Gene Ontology annotation, molecular function: glucan exo-1,3-beta-glucosidase activity. Bases 1 to 1179 code for a protein of 392 amino acids. Gene Ontology annotation, biological process: glucan catabolic process. Gene Ontology annotation, cellular component: extracellular region; cell surface. The record is from RefSeq and is a predicted model, not a curated record. Lineage: Eukaryota; Fungi; Ascomycota; Dothideomycetes; Mycosphaerellales; Teratosphaeriaceae.